Messenger RNA from Gamsiella multidivaricata, 1839 nucleotides. RefSeq names its product actinin-like protein. The coding region runs from base 1 to 1839 and encodes 612 amino acids. The transcript is spliced from 12 exons. Gene Ontology annotation, molecular function: calcium ion binding; actin lateral binding. Gene Ontology annotation, biological process: actin cytoskeleton organization; actin filament bundle assembly. The record is from RefSeq and is a predicted model, not a curated record. Gene Ontology annotation, cellular component: plasma membrane; cell projection; actomyosin contractile ring. NCBI's taxonomy places the organism in Eukaryota, Fungi, Mortierellomycota, Mortierellomycetes, Mortierellales, Mortierellaceae.
AUGGACAAGGCAUGGGAGACCGUUCAGCAAAAGAGUAGGGUGAACACAAAGCUUAGCGUGGGCGGCCAUCCAGAAAUCGCUAAUCUCUCGCAAAUGUCCGAUGGUGUGCCUCUGAUUCAGCUUUUGGAAAUUAUCGGUGAUACCAGUCUGGGCCGGUACAACAAAGUCUCCAGGAUGCGCAUCCAAAAAGUCGAGAAUGUCAACAAAUGUCUCGAAUUCAUUCGCUCGCGCGGAGUCAAUUUGACCAACAUUGGAGCUGAAGAUAUUGUCGAUGAAAACUUGAAGUUGAUUCUCGGAAUGAUCUGGACUCUUAUUCUCAGAUUCACUAUUGCCGACAUCAAUGAAGAGGGUCUUAGUGCCAAGGAGGGUCUGUUGCUGUGGUGUCAGCGUAAGACUGCGCCGUACCAUGAAGUCAAUGUGCGGGAUUUCACUUAUAGUUGGGCUGACGGCUUGGCAUUCUGCGCGCUGAUUCAUCGCCACCGCCCCGAUCUGCUGGACUUUGAUUCUCUGGACAAGACAGAUAGGCAUCGCAAUACUCAACUGGCAUUUGAUGUCGCCUCUGAACAUCUGAACAUUCCUAAGCUACUGGAUGUCGAGGAUGUGUGCGAUAUCACCAAGCCUGAUGAGCGCUCCAUCAUGACCUACGUUGCUCAGUAUUUCCAUGCAUUCUCUGAGCUGGGCAAGGUUGACACAGCUGGCCGCCGAAUCGCCAAGUUUGCCGAGGUCAUGGAGUCGGUCUGGUCGAUGGAGAAUGACUACGAGAGGCGCGUGAAGGCGUUGCUGCAAGCUAUUGAUAACAAGAUGGCAGAGUGGGAGUCUUCAACGUUCCGAGGCGACUACGCUGAUGCCAAAAGGCAGUCGAUCGAAUUCGUUAAUUACAAGACAUCUCUGAAGCGUACUUGGGUGGCCGAAAAACGCGAUAUUGACACUUUGCUAGGCAAUAUCCAGACGAAGCUGAAGACCUAUGACCUCCUGCCAUAUCAUCCUCCCCGCGGCUUGACACUCGAGGAUCUGGAUCACUUCUGGACAGGCCUCUUGGCUGCGGAGGAGAAGAGAUACCGACUGAUUAACGCAAAGAUCAGGGACAUCAAGGAAAAGCUUAGACAGGAUUUUGCCAAGCAGGCGAACGACUUCCAAGCCAAGGUGAAUGCAAUUUCGCACGAGCUCACUUUAUUGGAUGGCGAUUUGGAUCGUCAAUUGACCCAUGUGCGUCAAUUGAACGCGCGACUGGGACCCUUGGCGGAUACGCUUGAGCGAAUUCAGGCCCUGGAUGAUCAGUGUGUCGAAGCCAACAUUGAGGAGAACGACUACACCAUCUACUCUGCAGACGAUCUAUCGUUCGAUUUCGGUCUAUUGGAGCAGGCCACGCAAAAGAAAUCAGCGUUUAUUUCCAAUCAGAUUGUGUCCCGUAACAUGACGAAUCUCACGCCCGGCCAGCUGGAGGAGUUCGAGAGUACCUUCCGCCACUUUGACAACAACCAGAUGAACUCGCUAUCGUCAUCCGAUUUCAAUGCAGCGCUGGCCAGUUUGGGUAUCAUGUACGAGGACGAAGAUUUUGCAGGCGUGUUUGCCAAAUGUGCCCAGGGUGGAACAGAAGUUUCCUUCGAGCAGUUUAUCAACUUUAUGGUUGGAGUCACUGAGGAUCGCACAUCUGCCGAUCAAGUGCGCGAGUCAUUCCGCAUUGUGGCCGCAGACAAGCCAUAUGUUACCGAGCUGGAUCUGAAGCAGUCGAUGAUGCCUCCAGCUGUUGUGGGCUACCUCCAGUCAACGAUGCCGCGCCAUGAUUCUGCAGACGGCUAUAACUAUCAGGAAUACCUGGAUAGCGUCUUUAGUCACUAA